Molecule: messenger RNA, 2228 nt
Organism: Ciona intestinalis (vase tunicate)
Lineage: Eukaryota; Metazoa; Chordata; Ascidiacea; Phlebobranchia; Cionidae
Source: RefSeq, a predicted model, not a curated record
AUAACGCUAGGACUAACUUGACAUUCAGUAUAUUAGGUAAAUAAACGAGAGGCAUUAAGCUACGAACAAAUGUAUGGACAGCAAGAGUAUGAAAGAUAACACUGAUCUUUCACAACAGAAUGGCUUUUGUAGAAUAAAGCACACAUGCGAAAGCAGUACCGAGUAAAGGUGGCUGUACAAAGUAUCCGCAAUUCGUCCGUUUUGUCCAGAUUUCGCUUCCGCACGCGGAAUUCAGAAAUGGGUUUGCACGAAUUCGCAUGCUGGAUACUGUGUACAGCCACUUUAAGAAUAUUUUACACGUGAAAGUAGGGUCUACAUAGUUUGCUCGAAGAACAGUCAACCGCUCCACUAUAGCUAUAUACAGUUAUGAGGUUGGGAAGGAUUUAUUCCGACUAUUUAGUGUUGCUUCCGUUUACAUUGUUUGUUCAAUAACUGCAGGUCUUGCAACAAUGCUAAUCCCACAGUGGAAAUUUAUUAUUGUGGCGACUUGCAUGACGUCGACUGAUCACACCUUCGUGCAUAUUAUGUGUGGUGGACUCUUUAUCUCUUGUGCAUUAACCACAUUGAUUCUCCCUUUUAUUUUACGUCAACCUCCACACGACUGUAUUCCGGUUACCUGCAACGUACUACAAUAUUGCUUUAUAGGGUUAGUUCAAAAAUAAAAUGAGAUCUACAGACUAAAGAAGUGGUGACUUAUAUAUACUUUGUUUUUGUAAAAAGUAAUUCGUAUAGAACCUCGAUAUUAAAACCGAGUAUGUCCCAACACUAACUCAAAAAACACUUUAGGCCGCUUUUCGUUUCAAGUAAAACACUGACUCUAUGCGCUUUUGGUUGAAGUCUGUUGCUUUCUUCAUGUGCUCUUUAAAACGACACGCAUUCGUGCAUAGACCUGCGGGUUAACCAUGCAGAAUGGCUCGCAUAAUGUUUACUGUACUGCGCAAUAUGAUUCGUGGCACUUUUAGGGAUAACAGUUUAAGUAUAGGUAAGUAAGAAUCAGUAGCAUAUCGACCUAAAACUGUGUUUCAAAUAUAUAUCAUGGGUGAGUGUGAGAGUUAAAAAUUGAGACUGAGUUUAGAUAAAACGAAACUUGCAAUUAAUUGCAGUCGAUGAAAAUGAUAUCGAACAUAAUCACUCUGUGCUCCAACGUAUAAAGACCAAUCUGAAAAAGCGAUGGGGCUGGGUGAUCGUGGUGGCAACUUUCUUUCUACAUGCAGCACCUAGUCUGGAAAUAGCAAGUUUUGGUACAAUCGUGUCCUCAUUAUUUGAUGAACUUAAUGCCACGAGAUUCGAAUCAGGGUGGAUUGGAUCGCUGGUAAUCGCUUUCUCGGUGGGGUUUUCACCGGUGAGCAACAUUCUAAUACAAAGUUGUCUUGGUGCGCGAUAUGUUGCGUUGAUUGGGGUAAUUGGAGCUUCGGCUGCUUUGGUAGCAACGUCAUUUGUUCGUAAUCUGUAUUUGAUGUUUCUUACUUACAGCGUUUUAUUUGGCAUAUGCUUCAACCUCAUCAUUAACUCGGGUGUGGUGUUGGUUGGCGCAUACUUUCCAAACAAGAAUCAAGCUCUAACAACUGGACUUGCAUCAAGCGGAAUGUCGUUCGGCUCAUUAUUAUCCAAUGUCAUAUCCGAAGUUAUUGUUACAAGAUACGGAUGGCGCCGACGAAUUCAAAUAUUUGCGUCAAUCAUAUUUGUGAUUGGCAUACCAUGUGUAGCAACAUUCAAACCGGCAGUAAUAAACACAUCUCCACGUGAAGAUCGAUUACAUGGAAAGUAUCGAUAUUCCGUCUGCAACCGGUGCUUGGGUAUUAACUGUAUACGGGGUUGCCUCCUUUAUUGGCAGAAUACUUGGCGCUGUUUUUGGUGAAAAAAUCAUGGCUUACGGUUCAAGGUUUGGGGAAGAUUCAUGCAGAAGAUUCAGUCUUGCUUCCGUUUAUGUUGUUUGUGCAGUAAUUGCAGGUCUUGCAGCAAUGCUAACGCCACAGUGGAAAUUGCUUGGUGUUGUCUACGCUUACAUAAUAGGUAUAUAGUACUGUGGUGUAAGAUGGAUAUCGUUAGCAUAUAGUAUGUUUUAUAUAUUUCCUGAUCGUUUUUUAAUAAUUAACAACGCUCUUUUGACUGGUAAAGAUAUGGUUAUAUCAAUUUGUAAUUCGGUAUGCUAUGGUUUUAUCUAUAAAUACUGUAUAGUAUUGUGGGGGGUAACGGGAAACCUUUAGCACCUAUUAUCCAAAUAUCAU